AUGUAUUCUCGAACAGAUACAAUAACUAACUAUUUCCUAUGUUUAGUUGGUCAUUUAUGUAUGGUUUUCACAGUUUUAUUCAAUCAGGUUGGUAUUUUUGUCGAGAAUAUCUUGUGAGCUUAGAAAAUUGCUCAUAGUGUUCUCAGAAAAAUAGAUUAAUUUAGGAAGGAAUUUUGGAAAGUGCAAUAAUUGGAGAUGCAGAUAUAAGUGAAGAAUCUCGAAUUGGUUUAACAGUUUGUCUAACUCUUACAAUAAUUCUAAUUCUUCUCGAAUUCUCAAUUAUGUGUAUUAAAAUAACACCAAUAAGUUUGUCAAUAUUUUCCUCAAUUUCUCAUACUUUUUCAACUCUUCUCAUUUUAUUGUUCAUUUAUGAUUCUCAUCCUCCUUCACAUUUUUGGCUUCUUUUUCUUCUAUUUUCUUUUCCACCUUUCACUUAUUCUUUUGUUCUUUUCACACUUUCUCCAAAACAACUCAAACCACAAUAAUAAUAAAUCCGUUUAUUCAUUCAUAUUUAUCAGCACAGGAAUCAUCAUCAUUAAAAAAUUAUAGGUAA
This is a messenger RNA of Caenorhabditis angaria, 553 nucleotides long. The record is from the annotation of a GenBank genome assembly. NCBI's taxonomy places the organism in Eukaryota, Metazoa, Nematoda, Chromadorea, Rhabditida, Rhabditidae.